AUGUCCCGAUCGCUGCUCCAAACGGCACGAUCAUUCCAGCCCUCUUCUAGACCCCUCCCUCUCUCACGGGUAGCGUUCUCUAGUACACAUAGCGCCAACCACAUCCAGACCCGGAUGUCCUCGAUACCGCAGGGAGGCAACAAUGGUCCCCGGUUCAAGGAGUUUGACUUGGCAGACCGCGUCUACGCCAUCACUGGUGGUGGCCGAGGACUUGGACUGGCCAUGGGAGAGGCUCUGAUGGAAGCGGGCGCUAAAGUACACUGUCUGGACCGUCUGGACAACCCUCACCCCGACUUUCUGAAAGCGAAAGAGCACGCCGAGAAGGAGUACGGUGGCAGCAUUGAAUAUCACCAGAUUGAUGUUCGUAACGACGCAGAGGUCAACGAGGCCUUUGCCGAGAUUGCCGGCCAGAACAAGCGGUUGGAUGGCCUGAUCGCCGCCGCCGGAAUCAACCACCUUCAGAGUGCCCUUGAACACUCCCAGGUUGCUAUGAACGAAGUCAUGCAAAUCAACUACAACGGGGUUUUCAACUCCGCCACCGCCGCUGCGCGACAAAUGUUCAACUACCAGCAGAAGGGAUCCAUCCUCCUGAUCGCGAGCAUGAGCGGACUGAUUGCCAACAAGGGCAUGACCUCGCCCGUCUACAACUCCUCCAAGGCCGCCGUGAUCCAGCUGUCUCGCAGCUUGGCCAUGGAAUGGGGCCGCCACGGUAUUCGGGUCAACAACCUUUGCCCCGGUCACAUCAUCACGCCCAUGGUCGAGCAAGUGUUCCAGCAGAACCCCGCCGCCCGGGCCGUCUGGGAAGCCGAGAACAUGCUCGGUCGUCUGGCCUAUCCCGAGGAGUUCCGCGGUGCUGCCCUCUUCAGUAUGAGUGACGCCAGCAGCUUCAUGACCGGAAGCACCAUGGUCAUCGAUGGAGGUCACACCGCGUGGUAA
This is a messenger RNA of Aspergillus melleus, 936 nucleotides long. RefSeq names its product putative short chain dehydrogenase/oxidoreductase. Gene Ontology annotation, molecular function: oxidoreductase activity, acting on NAD(P)H, oxygen as acceptor. Gene Ontology annotation, cellular component: intracellular anatomical structure. The transcript is spliced from 2 exons. The record is from RefSeq and is a predicted model, not a curated record. NCBI's taxonomy places the organism in Eukaryota, Fungi, Ascomycota, Eurotiomycetes, Eurotiales, Aspergillaceae. The coding region runs from base 1 to 936 and encodes 311 amino acids.